CCUGGCCGAGGACGGGGAGGAGCAGGCCGGGGCCCUCCGCGCGGGUCCCAGAGACCACCCAGGAGUCAGAGGUGAAGAAGAAGAGCUUUAUAGGCACAAGGGAGAGCCAAGGCACACAGUAAGAAGAUGGAAGAAGGAAAUAAGCCAGUGUAGAUAUGUCAAAGAAUGUGUGGAGGAGAGUGAAGUGUAAGAAUACUGGGAAGAAAUUACAAUGUCUUCUAGCAGACUGGGGCUCCGUUUGGCUGCCUGUUUACUAAACAUUUCUGAAGCCAGAAGAAAAAACGUAGUUGAGAAAAUAGCAAAAGCUGCUCUUUUUGAAGAAAAUGGAAACGAACAUUCUGAAGCUACAGUGCUCAAUAUAUUUUCUGAUUAUGAUUAUAACAGAUCAGUUAUAACAAUAGCAGCACCUAUUGAGAAGUUGGUCAAUUCCGUUCUUGCUGCAUGUGUGGAGGCUUUCCAGGUGAUCGAUAUGGAGGUUCAAGAAGGAAUUCACCCUUGCCUUGGAGCAGUGGACCUCAUUCCCAUCUACCCUCUUUCUGGAGUAGGAGUCGAAGAGUGUGGAAUGGUGGCCAGAAGCUUAGCUGAAAAGCUGACAAUUCAUGUGCCUGGUUGCAGUGUGUUUCUUUUUGGGGAAGCUGACCAGCCAGAGAAACGAAGCCUUGUCCAAAGACGGAAGCAGCUCGGCUGGUUCUCAAGGAGGGAGUUCAAAUCUCUUAAACCUGAUGUAGGAACUAUGCCUGACAAAAGAUGUGGCUUAACAGGUAUUGGUGCCAGCCCCUAUGUGAUGAACUGCAAUGUGACAAUUGACUCUCAAGAUUUGGCUACAGGAAAAAAGAUUGCAAGUGCGAUCAGAGGCUCCAAUGUGGAUGGACUAAAGGGUGUUCAAGCUAUGGCUUUUCCUCAUUGUGGGAAAAUUGAAAUUGCUUGUAACGUAGAGAGUUUUGAAGAUCAAAAUCCUAUAGAAAACACCGGAUAUAUAACAUACUGUAUUCUUGGGCAUCAUUAUUCUUACAUUUCUCCUCAGUCUCUAGAGGCUCAAAUUAAAAAGCUGGCUUGUGAUGAGGGAAUUAGCACUGUUGGAACAGCAUUGGUUGGGUUUACACCUCAGGAGUGCAAAGACUGCGCUGAAUAUGCUCUAAGGAAAAAGAUUGGAGAAUUCUGGAAGAAACGAGAGGGCAUUUUCAUGUGACUCCAGCAAAUGCUUUUGCAUUAAUUGGAAAGUGGCAGCCUCUACCAAACCCUUUCUUCAUUCAGUAAAGAUGAAAAGAAAAUACACAGAGGUUGGAUUGCAGCUGCAAUAGGAAAAUAGUAUCUGUAAAUGUCAACAAAAAAUGGCCUUGUGAUUCUGCUAUGAUCAUCAGGAGCACUUAGCUACCAUGUGGUAAUUAUGAAAAAUCUUGGAAGAAAAAAAUCAGUCCUUGGAAAAAGAAAAAAAAAGUGUGUGUGUACAUAUAUAUCCACUAAUUGAUAUAAAUAAGGGCAAAGAUAGACUUUAUUUACUUAACUAUUCAUUCUGAAGCACCUAUACCUUCUGUUUCCAGCAGGUUCUCAAUACCUUCUAGCAUUACAUGUGUAUUGUUGGAUAAAGUGAUGCUCUUGAAGGCAUGAGAGACCUGGAUUCAGAUUUUGUGUCACAGAUAAAUCACCUAAACUCUUUGAGCCUUAGCUUUCUCAUUCACUGAGGAAAUGGAAUAAUAUAUUAAAUACUUACUUUACAGGGUUGUUGUGGCAUUUGAAGAUAAUAUGCGUAAAACACUUUAUGAACCUUAAAAUAUUGUAACUAUGUAUGGGACAAAAAGGAAAUGUGCCUUAAAAGAUUACAUAAAUCAGAACCAUAACUAGGAAUUCUAGCACCUGUGGCCAGGUCUGAGUGAGGGUUGGAGAUGCUUCAGGUUUGACACAUCUGUGUGGUUGAGAAGUAUUGGCUAUGGAAAUCAAGGGGGGUUGAGGAGAUAGAACUAUAACUCUGUAGUGUUCGGAAGUCCAAGGAUUGGGGUGGAAAAUAAAACUAAGCCAGAUACUGAAAUUACUGUUGAAGAAGCUGAGUGAUCUGGAGGUACACAGGUUGGAAUGAACUUUAAGGUAGGAGAAGUGGUUGCUGAGUGAUGAUGGCAGAAAGAGGGUCUGAAAUGAGGAGGAAGGAAUAUGUCAACUUCUCUUCCCAACCCUGAAUGUGAGGGGCUGUGGUAGAAAGAACCACUUUUCAAAGAAUGCCAAGGGACGUGAUAUGUUCAGGAGGAAGCGAGGUUUCAGUGAAUACCAGAAGAUAGAGGAUUAUGAAAGUCAGUCAGCAAUGUUUACUACGUGCCAGGCACUGUGCUAAAUAAGAGGGAUACAAAGUAAGGCAAAGUAUGGUCACUGCCCUCAAAG
Vombatus ursinus (common wombat) is the source of this 2370-nucleotide messenger RNA. RefSeq names its product formiminotransferase cyclodeaminase N-terminal like (gene FTCDNL1). The record is from RefSeq and is a predicted model, not a curated record. Lineage: Eukaryota; Metazoa; Chordata; Mammalia; Diprotodontia; Vombatidae. The transcript is spliced from 7 exons. Gene Ontology annotation, molecular function: transferase activity; folic acid binding. Bases 212 to 1189 code for a protein of 325 amino acids.